Molecule: messenger RNA, 552 nt
Organism: Rhododendron vialii
Lineage: Eukaryota; Viridiplantae; Streptophyta; Magnoliopsida; Ericales; Ericaceae
Exons: 1
Coding region: 1-552 (183 amino acids)
Molecular function (GO): nucleic acid binding
Source: RefSeq, a predicted model, not a curated record
AUGAAGACAAAGGCAGUUGCCGCAGUGACUAAAGAUGUUGUUCGCUCGGGUUUGAUUGAAAAAGUAAUUCCUGCUAUUCAAUCAAAAUGGCCUCGGUCUAGCGUGGGUGAAACUAUUUAUAUUCAACAAGAUAAUGCAAGGCCUCACAUCAAACCAAAUGAUGCUGAGUUUCACGAGGCUGCAACAAGGAAUGGGUUUGAUAUUCGUUUAACAAAUCAACCCCCAAAUAGUCCUGACUUGAAUGUUCUUAAUCUUGGUUAUUUUAACGCCAUACAAUCCUUGCAACAUCAAGAGGCGCCUAGAACAAUCGAUCAACUUAUGAAUGCCGUGGAGAAAUCUUUUGAUAAAUUAUCAUCACACAAACUCGAUUCAGUUUUUUUAUCUCUACAAGCUUGUAUGGUUGAAGUGAUGAAGGUUAAUGGGGGUAAUAAUUACAAAUUGCUGCACAUUAGGAAACCCCAAUUAAGGAGAGAUGGAGUUCUUCCCUCUCAACUUGAAUGUGGCCGAGAUGUUGUGGAGAAUGUGCUGAUUCAUUUACAGAAUCAAGUUUAA